UUACAAAAAGUUUCGCGGUACAGUUUCCCUCUCCCUUGAUCGGCCAUGCCCAAUCCCAAUUGGGAUCAGCGGCACCCAAAAUACAAUUGAUCCCCCUGCAACCUUACGCGCAUAUAAAUACUCGGUCAGGAUACGAAUUUGGUCAGAACCGAGCCACUCUUUCUCAUAAAAGCAAAAUGGCAUUCAAGUUCAUCGUACUCGCAGCCUUGGUGGCAUUAGCCAGCGCCGGUGGGCCAGCAGCUUACGACAUCGCCGCAUCUUCCGGCGACCACAGCAGCAUCGGCUUCAGCCAAGAGUCCACGCAGAAAGGCUACGCGGGUCAGAACGUGAUUUCUUCUUACUCGAAAUCCGACGAUUCGGCUCACUCUUUCGUACGAGUUAGCAGUCAUAGCGUCAGCAACGAUGGCCUGUUGCACUACGACAUCCCACAGGCUCCUGUUCUGAAAGCCGCAUACGCAGCCCCAACAUACAUAGCCCCUCCAACUGCUGCUCCCCUAAUCGCCAAGACCUACGCCGCCCCUUAUAGCUACGGUACUCCUCUUUUGGCAAAGAGUUACGCCGCCCCGUACAGCUACAGCUCUCCUCUACUGACCAAAACCUACGCCGCUCCAGCACCGAUCUACGCCAAGGCUGCCGUCUCCGCACCAGUUGCUCCACUUCUGACGAAGACCUACGGUUCUCCUCUCGUGGCCAAAUCAUACGCUUCCCCCCUUUUCACCAAAUCGUACGUCGAAUCGGCUCCACUCCUGACCAAGACCUACGAAUACGCUGCUCACGCCCCAGUUGUCGCCAAGAGUGCCUAUAUUGCCCCUGCUCACGGAUACACCGCCUCCCUCGCACCAGCUCCUCUCUUGACCAAGACCUACGCUGCCCCUCUGCAGUACGCUCCUCAGACUCACUUUGUCUCCAAGGCCUACGGAUACGAAGCUGGUGCCCCUGUUGUGCACGCCGUCUUCCAAGGUCUUGGUACCAGCUACUCCUGGUAAAUCUGUGUUACCCUUUCAGUCCUAUCAGCAUUUGGUUCUUAUUCGCUUUGCUAGAAUCUUUGCUCUCCUCGAGUCGGAUUCGGAAAAUACGAAUAAGCUAAGUUUUGCUUCAGGCGUGAAAGGGUUAAACGAAACGAACUGGAUUAAAAAUGUGUAGAUAGAACUUUAUCCUUAGUAAGACAGUCAACUUGUACUUACAUGUAUAGAUGUUGCGUAUUAGUAGGUAGAUAUGAUGUUGAAUUGUAUUUAGAUUAUACGCACCGAUUUACAUUCGAACUUCGCACUGAAAUAGACCUUAUUUUUUAUUCUCAAA
Osmia lignaria (orchard mason bee) is the source of this 1299-nucleotide messenger RNA. RefSeq lists its product as uncharacterized. NCBI's taxonomy places the organism in Eukaryota, Metazoa, Arthropoda, Insecta, Hymenoptera, Megachilidae. The record is from RefSeq and is a predicted model, not a curated record.